This is a messenger RNA of Didymodactylos carnosus, 2591 nucleotides long. NCBI's taxonomy places the organism in Eukaryota, Metazoa, Rotifera, Eurotatoria, Philodinida, Philodinidae. The record is from the annotation of a GenBank genome assembly.
AUGAAUUGUUCCUCAAUGUACCCCAUCGUUGGUGAAGAUCUUCUCGAGUUUGAAUCGAAUCAAUGCCAUGAAUGUGUUGACGAAGAUAGUCACGAUUUAAUUCAAAUAAUCGAUACAAUUGAUCCAGAUGUUGAGGCUGAAUCAGUUCUAUAUACGCCCCUUCGGUGGGCAACAUUUGACGGGUAAAGUUUGAACACAUAGUUUUCAAAUACGUACCGGAAAUUUAAAACAAUUUUUACUUUUCUGUAAGACACUGGAUCAAAGAAUAUCAACUUUGUGAAGAUCAAUCCAAGUUAUUCGGGUUACUUUUGAACACUAUAAAACCGAAAUCGAACGUUAAAACAUUAUCAAAUGGAGUGAGUAUGUAUAGGUAGGUAUCAGAGCUCCGUAUGGACUCAAAUUUUUGAGUCCAGUCCAGUCCGAGUCCAUGAAGAACAUUCUUUUUAAGUCCAGUCCAGUCCAUGGACUCUAGAAAAGCAGUCCAGUCUAGUCCAGUAUAUUGAGUAAACAGUCCAAUGGACUUUGCAAACUUCUGUAUGCUGUAGGAGCGGUCCAUUAGUAGCACGACCAUUGCCAAGAAACAUUUUAUUGCUGCCAAUUUCUGUUUCCUCAUCGUCAAUUGUUACAAACAGCUUCAGCAUUCUUUCGUUUCCACUAUCACAUCAUUUGUUCCUAGGUCGCCUCCACGAGCACUAAUUUCACGCACUCAUUCACUAACGUUAAACGAUGUCCAUACAACAUGAUAUUUAAUAACAAAACCAGAACUACAGUGCUUCUUAGGCUAGUACACACAAAAAGUGGUAAAAUCUGUUCGAGAGCAAAUACAUCAGUACUAUUCUAGAAAGACGAAACAAUACGCUAUAUAGAAUCGCCUUUAACAAAACAAAAACACCUUGUCUUUUACCGAUUUUUCCUCGAUUCAAAUCCAUCCAAAUUUUUUCCGAGUCCAGUUCAGUCCAUGGUUUUCAAAGUUUGAGUCCAGUCCAGUCCGAGUCCAUGAAAUCCAAAACAUUUGAGUCCAGAGUCCAUACGGAGCUCUGGCAGGUAUGCACCGAACCGAUAUUCGGUUUAAACCAACACCGAAAAAAUCCCAAACAGUUUUCUUUCAGAUUUUAAAAUGAUAUAAAGAGUUAGCACAUAACAUCUAUUUACUAAUUUUAUCUGUACCGGUUUCGGUUAAUCGACAAUUAAAAAACUAAAACCGCUAAAAUCAGAAAAAAGCACAGACGAAUCUACAUCUUGCGUUAACAGAACCUGGUGCAUACCUAAGUAUGUAUGUUCGGCUCGUCACACAAAUGGAAGUAAAUAUAGGAUUUGUAAACGUAUACUCUCUCUGCUGGCUGCAAUACUGUUAUUAGUAAGACUUCUUGUUACCAAAAAUGAUAAGAAAAGAUUCUCUACAAAAUGUAAUAUUUUCUAAUUAAUUUUGAGAUACUUGUGCUUUUCUUGUGUUCUUCCAUCGAAAUACUCACGUUCCAGAGCUCUUCGGUCUAACAAAUGAUCUAUGUUAAAAUAGCUAUUUCAUCGCCAAAACGUAUAUGAGGAUCAACGAUGUGUCCCCUUAAUCGUUGUGCAAGUGCAAUAGUUAAUACUACGCCUACUAUAUGUCAUAGAAUGAAUUCGAUGGAAACUGAAAUUGGUAGAUGGACUACCAAAAUUACGGCCAUCAAGGGUAUCUUUUACGGUUAUCCUUCAAUACCUUUUUAAACUCAUCAGUUCAUUUAUUAACAAAAUUCUGUGUUUUAAACUAUUAUACUUCAAUUGUCAUGAUACAAGAACGUGAGUUAUUUAUAACAAAAAUACCAUUUGAAAACAAAAAAAUAAAAGCUCUUUAACUCGAAUUUUGAUUAUAGAUCUGCAUGGUCGCCCGACUAUGAUCGCUCAAGUUCGCAGUCGGUUUCCUGUUUGAACCGAAUAUAGUGUGCGGUUUGACUUUACCAAAUUUUUUGCGAGAAACGUCCUUCUAUUCCAAAGACCUGUUCAUAAGUAAGAAAAGCAAGAAAAUGAAGAUGACUGUUGUUAAGCCUACCGGAAUCGGGGUUGGGCUUAAUAAAAGUUGACUAAAGAGAACUCGAAUUUUGAUCAGUCAGUUCUUCCACACGUUCUCGAUUAAGUGAUCGAAAAUUUUGAUGCUGCAUGUGAUUGACUUUGACACGUAAUUGAUUAAUAUGCACGUUAAAUUAUUUAUCGAUAUAAAAAAACAGCGGUUAAUAAGAGACUUUCUUGUUUUUCACAAACGCUGUUAAUUCAACAUUUCGAGUUGGGUGUUUCAUUCAAUAAGUAAUUAUUAAAUUUCAUGAUAUUCCGACGCCUAGACAAGCAAACAAAAACUUUCUGUUGCGUGGCAAUGCAUAUUUACUGGGCAUAGAACAUUCUCGUUAUGUUAGAGAAAAAAUGAUUUCCUUCGUCUUUCAAAUGUUGAUUUCUGUUGAUUUCAGAACUGUUAAACAUUUCUUUAGAAUGACAAGAUAAAUUUGAGAUAAGAACAUUCCUCAGCUAUUUUCGAUAUAAUCGUUAUCCGAAUAUAGGAUGAUAACAGUAGGGCAUGAUAAAAAAAUUCGGUGGUUUUUGUUUGCGUGUCUAGGCGUCGG